This is a messenger RNA of Acanthosepion pharaonis, 576 nucleotides long. Lineage: Eukaryota; Metazoa; Mollusca; Cephalopoda; Sepiida; Sepiidae. The record is from the annotation of a GenBank genome assembly.
AUGUUUACAUUCUGCUGUGUUUCCUCGUUGACUUUGCACAACACCUCCUAUCAUAUUCUCGCCCGCAUGUGUCAAGGGCGAACUUAUCGACGCCACCAGACAAGUCGGAAUCGAACACUGAAAAUAGAACAUGUAGAAAUAUCCUUUUUGGACGACGCCAACAAUCGAACGAAACAAACUCUCUUUUUUUCUCUCGGUGUCUCUCUGUCUUUCUCUAUCUCUCUCUUAGCAUCAUUCUUUCUUAAUCCCUCUCUCGUUAUCUGCUUUUUUUUUAACUCUCUCCUCGCUUCUCCCUCGCUAUCUUCCGUUUUCAUAUAUGAUAUUUGUAUAUCAUAUUCUCUUAUCUAUCUAUCUAUCUAUCUAUCUAUCUAUCUAUCUAUCUAUAAAUAUGUUCCUAUCUAUCUAUCUAUCUAUCUAUCUAUCUAUCUAUCUAUCUAUCUAUCUAUAGAAAUAUGUUCCUAUCUAUCUAUCUAUCUAUCUAUCUAUCUAUCUAUCUAUCUAUCUAUUGAAAAAUGUUUCUAUCUAUCUAUCUAUCUAUCUAUCUAUCUAUCUAUCUAUCUACACAGAUUAGUUUAA